CAAAAAAUAUUUUUGAUCUAAAGCCGAUUUAAAAGGGUAAUUGACUUCAAAGUUCCGGGGAUCCUCGAGGUCCGGAUGCCUGGUGUUGAGUUUGCUGGGAGGAUAAAACCUUAUAGCGACGACAAUAAACUUACUUUUCCUUCAUAGACAUCACACCUUUUUUUUCGCGCUAUAAACAUAAACAUAUGUGCGGGCACACACAACGUGUUUGUCAAUGCGAUGGGGUUUCGCAAAUAUUUCAAUUCCCAACAAUCACUGUGAGCAUAUUGAACGUCGCUCUUCUCUUUUCUCAGUUGAUCAUGUCCACAACCACAACGAUGGCUCUUGUUCCAAGUCCAACCCUCGCCCGGGACUCCCUCCAGGAGCUCACCUCCCAAGCCCUCGACCUGGAAACGCACAUGGGCAAAAUAAGUCACAAGCGGCUCAGCAACACGAUUCCCACCGCGCUUAUCCGGAUGUCCCGAGCUUCCCUGGCCUACGGUUGGACACUCACACUCAUCACUCUCUGGCGCUUCAUCACCGUGGCCGUCAUUCUUCCACUAUCAAUGCGAAUGGUAUCAUAUACACUAUACCAUGUCCUGCUGAAGCCAUACGGCCCCGUGGCUUUCGUAGUACGACUAUUCGUACCUGCUGUGCUGCUGUCCCUCCAGGCGACUAUUGUGGGCAAGACUUGCUGGGCCACUGUCCGUCCAUUGACGCCGUGGUUGAAGUCGGAUUCCAUGUCAUGGGAUUUGAUCUUGGUUCAUGUCGUGGCUGGGGUGGUGCGUAUUGUCUUGGAACUGGUGGUGCUUGUGGUAUCUGGCGGAUACUUAGCCAUCAUGACACUCGGCUAGGGCGUCUUCAACGCAUGGAAAGCGUACAAUCUUCGCUUUGCCGGGAUGUCUCCCAGGCGCAAUUGAUCGGGGGUGGCAGAAGCAGCCGGCAGAGUUUCCACAUUGGGGUGCCAUAAUGAGACGGCUUUUUUUUCUCCCCUAGGAAACGAAAGCGAUGCGCAGUACGGCGUACGGUGUACCACGAAACCAAAAAGGAGGCUGUAAUAUUGUACGAGGAUGAUUCAAUUAGUUUUGGGCUCUAUUCUUCAAACUGCGAGUGGACAAGGCUGUGGCGAAUAUGAGAUUUCUAAGAUAAUCAGAACUGGAGGGUGGCUAAUUUCAACCCCUAAGCUCGAUGUCACCUUUAUUAUGGCCUUCAAGCAGACCCAAUCAAAAUUUUGACGGAAAAGUCUCAGAUCAACCGUUUAUUUUCACCAGGCACGCAGGAAACAAUGGCUAUCACUCCCACUAUCGGCAAAACAUACAUAAUUUGUAAAAGGCGCCAAAUGUGUUUUUUAAUGUGAUUGGAUGUGGAAUAUUCAGUUCAAUUGAAG
Pseudomassariella vexata is the source of this 1366-nucleotide messenger RNA. RefSeq lists its product as uncharacterized. Lineage: Eukaryota; Fungi; Ascomycota; Sordariomycetes; Amphisphaeriales; Pseudomassariaceae. The coding region runs from base 215 to 949 and encodes 244 amino acids. The record is from RefSeq and is a predicted model, not a curated record. The transcript has a single exon.